AUGGUUCUGGACAAAGACAACUGCAUUGCCAGAGACCACGACGACAGAGUAUGGCCCGCGUACGAGGAGCGCUGGAGCUCACUGAAAAAGGAGUAUCCCGGACGACUGCUCAUCGUGAGCAAUUCGGCAGGCACCAACGAUGACCUCGACGGCCAGGCGCAACGGCUCGAAAAAAACACCGGCGUGCCUGUGCUGCGACACUCCACCAAGAAGCCCGGGUGCUGGCCCGAGAUCGUGGCCUGGUUCGAGCAGCGCGGCGUGGCGCCGCACGAGAUCGCCGUCGUGGGCGACCGUCUGUUCACAGACAUCCUGAUGGCCAACAUGAUGGGCUCGUACGGGACCCGCCAUCUACAGCGUGUCGCUGCUGUACAACAUCUUCGCGUCGUACUUCUUCCCGAUCCUCAUAGCCAGCACCAUGGAGGAGAACCUCGAGAACCCGUUCGAGAGCCUGCGCAAGGAGGUGCGCGCGUGCCAGGGGUUUGUGGUGUGCGUGUGCAUCCAGGCGGUGGCGCUGGCGCUGUCGGUGUGGUCCACGGUGCGGAUCUUCCAGACCGAGCAGGUGCUGCUGGUCGACUACGACUACGUCUCGCGGCGCACCAAGAAAAUCGACGUCACCAGCAUGAUCAAGGUGUUCCAGGUGGUGAGUCUGAGCCUGACGGUGUUUGGGUUCAUGAUGAGCCUCGUGAACUUUGUCAUCACGAGAAACAGACUUAUCCGGUACCUGCACCGCAUCGAGCGCGAGAGCGAGCACGAAUGGGCCAGGGACAAUCUGCCGGACGACUUCUACGAGCGCUGCAUCAAGACGCACCGCGGCACGGCUAA
Messenger RNA from Ogataea angusta, 822 nucleotides. RefSeq lists its product as uncharacterized. Gene Ontology annotation, molecular function: phosphatidylglycerophosphatase activity. Bases 1 to 822 code for a protein of 273 amino acids. The transcript is spliced from 2 exons. NCBI's taxonomy places the organism in Eukaryota, Fungi, Ascomycota, Pichiomycetes, Pichiales, Pichiaceae. The record is from RefSeq and is a predicted model, not a curated record.